AUGUCUUCAACUAGUUCAUCAAAAAGUUCUUCUUCGAAGGGACCAGCUAAUGUUAAAAAGAAUGAAAUUUAGGAAUUGCAAGAUGAUCUCAUUAAUAACAACGAGAAUAUAAAGAAGGAAGCCGUCAGAAAAAUUAUUGAUGCAAUGACCAGAGGUAAAGAUGUUUCUAUGCUCUUCCCUCACGUUUUAAGAAAUAUGAUGACCAAGAAUAUGGAGUUAAAAAAAUUGAUAUAUUUAUACAUCAUUAAUUAUGCUAAAACAAAGCCUGAUUUAGUUAUUCUCGCCAUCAAUUCAUUCAAGAGUGAUGCUUCAGAUCCAUCAAACCCCAUGUUAAGAAGUUUAGCAGUAAGAACUAUGGGUUGUAUUCGUGUUAAAGAAAUUAUAGAAUACUUGUUGGAUGCAUUAAAAAAAGCAGUAAAAGAUGAAAACCCUUACGUCCGUAAGACCGCUGCAGUUUGUAUAGCAAAAAUCUAUGAAACUUAUCCAGAAUUAGUAGUUGAAUAAGGUUUCUUAUAGCAAUUAGAAUACCUUCUUAAUGAUAGCAAUGCAAUGGUUAUUGCCAAUGCAGUCUGUGCCUAAAUGUAAAUUUAAGAUAUAAAGGGAGGAAAUGUUUUGGAGCUAAAUAAAUUCAAAGUUUAAAAAUUAAGAACUGCAAUGAACGAAUGCAACGAAUGGGGUGUCAUUUAUAUUCUUGACGCUCUUGCCGUUUACCGUCCUGAUGACACCAAAGAGGCAGAAGAUAUUUUAGAAAGAGUUAUUCCAAGAUUGUCUCACUAAAAUCCAGGAGUUAUUUUGAGUGCUACUAGAGUUAUCAUGAAAUAUUUAGACUACUUAACUGACCCUGAAAUGGUUAUUAACUAUUGCAAGAAACUAACCAGUCCUUUAAUUAGUUUAUUGAAUAUGGAACCUGAAAUCGUAUUUAUUGCUUUAAAAAAUAUCAAUUUAAUUCUAUAGAAGAGACCUAUCAUUAUUGAGAAGGAAAUUAAAUUCUUCUUCUGUAACUUUAACGAUCCCAUCUACAUCAAAGUUAUGAAAAUUGAAAUUCUUAUUCGUCUAGCUAACAUUGAUAAUAUUCCUUAAAUUCUUCACUAAUUAAAAGAAUAUUCAGCAGAAGUAGAUAUUGAAAUAGCCAAAAAGUCUAUCAGAGCUAUUGGUAGAUGUGCUAUCAAGUUAGAAAAAGCAGCCCAAAAAUGUGUUUAGGUUUUAAGAGACUGCUUAAGAUCAAAGGAUGACUACGUUACUUAGGAAACUAUUAUAGUUAUUAGAGAUAUUUUUAGAAAAUAUCCUAAAGAUUAUGAAGGUUUGUUAAAAGAAAUAUGCGAAAAUUUAAAGACUUUAGAUAAUCCUGAAGCUAAGGCUGCCAUGAUUUGGAUUAUUGGUGAAUAUGUUGACACCAUUGAAAACUCUGGCUCACUUCUUGAAGAAUUCGUUAAGAGCUUUAUUGAAGAACCAGCUAUCGUUUAGCAUUAAAUUUUAACUAGUUGUGUUAAAUUGUUCUUGAUGAGACCUUAAGAUGGUUACGAUUUAGUCCACAAAUUAUUACAAUAAGCCACUAACAAUUGUGAAAAUCCUGAUAUCAGAGAUAGAGGUUAUAUUUAUUGGAGAUUGCUUGGUUAAAGCCCUGAAUUAGCUAAAAAAAUUGUUUACAGUGAACGUCCUGAAAUUUCAGACAAUACUUAUGUAUUGGAAACAGCUCUACUUGAUAAGCUUAUUGAAAAUAUUGGAACUCUCUCCUCUGUUUACUACAAACCUCCUGAGCAGUUCGUUAAGCACUUAAGAGAUAUUAUUAACCAAAAAGAAAUGGAAGAAAAUGAAGCAGAAGAAGCUGGUGAUGAAUUCUUCAUUAAGGGUGAAAAUAAUGUAGCUGAUAAAGAUUACUAUGGUGGGGAAGUUACGAUUAAUGAUGAUCAAGCUUAAUAAUAGCAAUCAAAUAUUUAAUAUAAUAUGAAUAGCAAUAUUUAAAAUACUUAAAUGUAAUUAAACCAAAGCAAUAUAAGCUCUACUCCCUCAACUGCUGCUACAGUUAACUAGAGUUAGGCUAAAAAUUUAUUAGAUGAUGACGAUGAUAUAAUGGCUCCACCAAUAUAAUAGUAAUAAUAUAAUUAGCCUCCUCCUUAAGUUUAUUAAUAGCCACCUCAAUAACAAUAACUCUAACCUGCCCCUUCUUAGGCUAAGAAUCUUCUUGAUGACGAUGAUGAUAUCAUAGGUGGAGCUAGCACAGCACCUUAACCUCAAUAGAUAAAUUAAAUGCAAUAUAAUUAAUCUCCCUAAGCUGUCAAUAGUAAUUAAUAAGCUAGUUUCAGCAGCAACGGUUCAAAUUCAAAUAAUAAUACAGACUUCUUUGGGGGUGGCUCUUAAUUAAGAGCUCCUAACAUUAAAAUACCUUUUAGCGAAUGUGUAAAUGAAAAUAAGUUCUCGAUGAAAAAUAUAGUGAAUGGAUUAAAUAUUGCUUGUGCCUUCUAAAGAGAGGGUGCCUAGAUGUUUUUAGAAAUUUAAGUUUCAAAUCGUUUUGGAAAUAACACUUUCUCAGAUUUCGCUAUUAAACUUGCUCCAAACAAAUUUAAAAUAAACCCAACAACUAUUGAUCUUAACAAAUUAGGAUAGGUUGCCCCUGGUCAAACUAGCUCAUGUAAAAUUGAAAUUGAUUGUAAUGGCUAAAUUGAUAAUGGACCUUUGAGCAGCCCUUUCUUAGUAAAUACUAUGAUAAAAACAAACUUUGAUGUUUACUAAAUGGCAAUUCCUUGCAGUCUUUCAGUUUUAAUCGUACCUGGAGCUCCUCUUUAAAUCUAAUAAUAUGGAGAAUUCUCCUCUAGAAUGGUCAAAAAAGCUGAUAAGAUUCCCAUGAUUAUUGAUAGAGAUGCACUUGUAAAGAAAAUGGCCAACAAUAAUAUCUAUUUUGUAAAUUCUCAAACUAAUCCUUAGGGAAUUGAAAUGAUAAACUUCUCAUGUAAGUUAGCUAACGAAAUGCCACUUUUAUUAGAUGUAAUUAUAGAUAAGAUAAAUGGAGCACUUAAUAUUUAAUAUCACGCUCCUCACGACACUAUUUUACCUCUUUUCUAUUAAGCUAUUAUGUUCGUCUUAAAGUUCUGA
Molecule: messenger RNA, 3090 nt
Organism: Tetrahymena thermophila SB210
Lineage: Eukaryota; Ciliophora; Oligohymenophorea; Hymenostomatida; Tetrahymenidae
Product: adaptin amine-terminal region protein
Exons: 11
Biological process (GO): intracellular protein transport; vesicle-mediated transport
Cellular component (GO): membrane coat; clathrin adaptor complex
Source: RefSeq, a predicted model, not a curated record